Molecule: messenger RNA, 5441 nt
Organism: Malurus melanocephalus (red-backed fairy wren)
Lineage: Eukaryota; Metazoa; Chordata; Aves; Passeriformes; Maluridae
Product: synaptotagmin-like protein 2
Exons: 16
Coding region: 474-3392 (972 amino acids)
Biological process (GO): intracellular protein transport; exocytosis
Cellular component (GO): plasma membrane; exocytic vesicle
Molecular function (GO): neurexin family protein binding; small GTPase binding
Source: RefSeq, a predicted model, not a curated record
UCGGUGCUAUUUCUUUGCAGGGAUGCUUGAAGUGCACAGAGCAGACUUCCCUGUUGAGGAGAGCGCAUGCCAGAGGUGCCGGGGUUGCCGUUGGUGAGAUGAGCGUUCGUGCCUGUUGAGGCAGCCCGCAGCUCCUUGCAGAGCUUCCCUCUCUGAGUGACGCUGGCAUCCACAUCGCUGCAACCGWGCCUGAAGAAAAGCAAAGGAGCCUAAUUUUGCUGAGAGAAUUUUCCUGGCAGGGGAAGGCAUGCAGUGCAGAGGGACGUGCCAGCCAAGCGCCUGGCAGUGCAGGUGCAGGUGCUAACGUGAGUUCCACCCAAGCCAUGCCGUGGUGAAUCCUCUCUCCAGCCGCGUCUUGCUCAGCACCAGGGCGGCUGUGAGGGGCUGCCCAUGGCACUGCUGCAGCCUGGGCUGGAUUAGUGCCUCUGUCUUUGCUCCAGCCAGCUGAAGAACUGAAGAAGAUUGUAGGGAAGAUGUUGGACYUGAGCUUCCUGACCGAGGAGGAGUAUGAAAAGCUGAUGAAGGUUCUGCAGAGAGAUGCAGAGCUGAAGAAGAAGGAUGGGGAUCGGAUCAGGCGGAUGCAAGGCUCCAUCAAGGAUGAAAAGAAGAAGAAGUUUGUGACAGGUGAAUGGUUUUCAGAAGUGAAGGCGAAACGGUUUCAGGAAGACUUGGAGGGACCGGAUCUACUUCGGGCAUCAAUCAGAAGGAAAAAGGGCAAACUAGAAAAUGAGGCCAAGGAGCACAUCCAGAUGGGUCUGGAAAGCAAAGCUGCCCCGAGUCCUGCCUUCCCUGAGCACGCUGCUGAUGCAGGAGAGGGAAGAUCCACUACGCCUACUUGUGAAACCACAGAGCAGAAAAUUUUGCCAAAACCGAAGCCAAGACUUCCUGUCCACUUGUCUGCAACAUACAAGAGAUCCAGCACACAUGAUGUCUCUUCCUCAGAGAGUGACUCUGGAACAAGUCCAUUUGUGGCUGCAACAAACAGCUUUCAUUUGUCUAAAAAAGGUCAUGGUGUGUCUCCAGUGCCCACCAAGCUUUCAGAGGAGGCUGUGCCUCAGCCCAGCACUGCAGCUGGAGAGGAAACUCUUGAUGGGGCCACCAGCACCACAGAGGAGCCAAAAACUCCACCUGAAGAAACUUACGCUCCCAGCAAGAUACCAGUUAAGAAGAGACCAAGCAGAGCUUUGCUCAGGUGCGAGCAGUUGGUGAAUCAUGCGGGGCCAGCAGAGAACAGCCUGGCAAAGAAAGCGCCGCAGGUAAUGCCCAGAGCACUGCCCUCAGAGCGYGAGAGCAGCCAGGCCGGUAAGCAAGGCGAGAACUACACCAUCUCAUCCAUGACUAACAAAGAGGAGGACAUCGGCCUCGACCGCGAACACUUCAGGAACCUGAAGAACUUUUGGGAGAAGGGAGCAGACUCCGUGGCCGCGGGGAGCGCGGCAGCRGAGCAGGGCUGGGCCGAGGCGGACGGCCGGCAGUUCAAGCUGUGCCGCUCGCUCUCUGCGCACUCAGGGCAAGGCCAGGACGCUGAAGAAAAACCUGGUGCCUUCACCAAAACAAGGACCCCCUACAAAAGGACAAUAACGCUGUCUUCUAGUGAGGAAGAGCCGAGCUGUGCCACUCCUGCGAGGAAGGGCUCCGUUUCCCUCGCUCCCAGAUCCCCGUACGCCAAGAGCACGGGCGGCCUGGUUACAAGAAAUGACUCGCUGAGUGAGGGCGACGGGAGGCUGCUGCWGCCAGAGCAAGAGAAGGCAGUGCAGCACUGCUCCAAGAAAUCCAGAUUGCCUGUGCGAGCGCCUUCCCUCACACUGGAGUCACCUAGCCGGGAUGUGUCUGGCAGCGUGCUGGAGCCAGGGACGCCCACGGAGGAGCUGGUCAUGGCACAGGAGCGCAGGACCACAGCAAGAUCCAUGACGAGCAGGGUGCAGAUACUGAUCGAGCCUGUGCUCACAGAUGGUGAAAGUGAUGGUGAGGAAGGGGRAAGAGAAAGAUGUGAUUUGGGCACUCAUGACAACAUGGAAAUUAAUGGAGAGCUUCCUGAGGAAAAAAUGUGCGAGUCUUCAGACCAGCCAACACCCGGUGAACCAUCUGGAGAGAGAGAAGCCGUUCAGGGAAUAGACUCAGCUGUUUACUCAGAGGAAGAUGGGGAUCAUUCUGCUGCUGCUCAGGCACUGGCCCGAGCAAAUAACAUUAAUCUUGCCAAGAGCAUGGUGAACAUUUACACGACCACAGAGACAUACAAUAAACCUCAUUUGAUACCACAUCAAUUCCUUGAACCCGAAAGAGUCAAAGAGCUGAGCAGAUCCUCUCCUCUCCUGUUGUCUGAGACUGAAUCAGACACGGCUUCGGAAAUCAGCUUCCAGCUGAACAGGCACAAAAAGACACCCAGCAUUGGCAGCCACUCGUCCGACAUGGCUUCUGUCUCCUCGGUGAGUGGCAGUGUGCUCAGUGUCUACAGUGGUGAUUUUGGGAGUGUGGAUGCCCAAGGAACUGUGGAAUUUGCCCUAGACUAUGAUGAGAAGAACCGGGAGUUCCAGGUGCACGUGUCCCAGUGCAAGGACUUGGCUGUAGUGGAUGAGAAGAAAGGCAGAUCUGAUCCGUAUGUUAAAACUUACCUGCUCCCAGACAAAGCUAGGAUGGGUAAGAGGAAAACAUCAGUGAAGAAGAGGACAGUGAAUCCCAUUUACAAUGAGGUGUUACGGUAUAAAAUAGAGAAAAUGGUAUUGCUGAUCCAAAAAUUAAAUCUCUCUGUUUGGCACAAUGAUCCAUUGGGACGUAACAGUUUUUUGGGGGAGAUUGAAAUAGACUUGGCCAGCUGGGACUGGAGCAACAGGAAACUCAACUGGUACCCACUGAAGCCCCGGAGCCUUUCUGCUGUUAAUGGUGUGGAUCAUCGAGGAGUGAUGAGUUUGUCCAUUAAGUACGUCCCCCCUGGAAGCCUAGGGCCCAAGAAUCCUCCCUCUGGCGAAGUUCACAUCUGGGUCAAAGACGUCAAGGACCUGCUGCAGUUGCGUCCGUCUGGAGUUGACUCCUUUGUGAAGUGCUAUGUGCUUCCAGACACCAGUAAGAAGAGYUACCAAAAGACCCGAGUCAUAAAGAGAGACACAAACCCUGUUUUCAAUCACACCAUUGUGUACGAUGGCUUUCAUACCGAGGACCUGAAGGAUGCCUGUGUUGAACUCACUGUGUGGGAUCAUGAAAAGCUUACCAACCAUUUCCUUGGAGGAAUCAGACUGGGCCUUGGGACAGGUUUGAGCUAUGGCAUCUCUGUGGACUGGAUGGACUCCACACAGGAGGAGGUGGCCUUUUGGCAGGAGAUGAUGUUGGCUGCCAAUGAAUGGAUCGAGGGAUUGCUGCCCCUGCGCUCGCUGGCAGGGAGGAAAAAACUGAAAUAACCCAUCAGUGGUGCCAUAGACAUGCUGGAUGUGUUCAUUAGAAUUAGGAAACUUCCUCCACCGGGGAGAAAGAGACCAUCCACAGGGCUGCAAGUGUGAGGGUAAAAAGGUAAUUAAUGGACAUCACCUUGGAGGUGUUAAGUACUAAUCCACUGACAGAGGACAUGGAAGAUGCCAAACUGAUGCUACACUUGAUUUUCACCAAGAAGAAACUUAAUCUGCCUUUGUUUAAACAUUUAUGCAUUUGAAUUCCAUUAAGCUCUGGGAACAUUGGCAGAAGGAAAAGGAGAUAUGGAUAUUUUAUUUUUUUGCUGUUUCUUGUGCCAUUUUUUUCUGUGCGGAGAUGUAGUUGUACUGGAGCAGCAGCAUGGUAUUAUUCAUAAUCCCAGCGAGGGGUACACUUUGUACUUGGUGUACAAUUGCUCCAAGUCACCAGCACAGUGUGACAACAGGAGCUUUGCAUUUGUCACUGUGAUAACACCUCUUUAACGUGAGGAAAAUUGAGUUCCAAGGCGCAUCUAAAGAAAGAGAGUACUAUUUGCAGCAGAAAAUGAAGCAUCCUGAGAGGAUGACAAUGAGGAAUUCAAUAUAUUAAUUUCUUUCUGCUUUAAUCUGAAAGAGUGCAARGAUGGUCUUACAGCUUGUGGAAUUUUGCAAGCAGGGUCGGCUUUCCUGGCUUUCCCACAGGCUUCCUCAGUGACCUCAGGCARGUUUCUUUGUGAAAAGAGAGUUUGAGUGCAAUAUAAACUAAAGUGUUUGCCCAAAUGUAAAAUAUGGUUACAUUACUAAUGGGCCUAAUCACACCUUUGCAAUGCCUUGUGUUUAAAACAUUUCAAUAUGAACUAGUGAUGUAGAAGACAUUCUCAUGUUAGCCUGGCACCAGGGGUCAGGGAUGAAAGGUCAAAAGCACACUGGAAUGCAGGGGAUACUGGGAGGUGKUGGGAGAGGUAGGUAGAGAGUGAGUGGAUGUGAAAGGGAGCUGCACAGCUACACUUUCCUGGGGGUCUCCUGCCUCUGCAUCCCCUGCUGCCCUUCUGGUCUUCCUUUCACCUGAUGCCUGUCAGUGAGCUGUCUGUGUCUGGAUUUUCCCUUUUGCCAGUAGCUUGCAAAAAMCCUUUUCACCUGGCACAUUGACUGUGGCAGAGUGGUGUUGUGAAUAGAUUUUGAAUUGCAGCUUUGUAAUUUCUAUUUUGGAUGUACAUAUUGUGAUUAAAUAGAAUGUUUUUCUUUAGUCAUCAAUUGGUCUUCUUGUAUCUAUUUUUAUUGUGCUCUAAAUAACAAAAAAAAAGCAAGCAAAAAGGUGUUAAAUUUUGUUGUGUCAAAAURAAGCAUUUUUGCCAAAGGGUAAGUGAAAUGUCAUGAGGAAAUAUUUUUUAUAACUAUUCCACUUUAGAUUUUGGUUCUGUGAUUAUUUUGAUGUUCUUUAAUGGAUUGAUUUUGUUUAACUCWAGCCUCGUGUGAAUUUUCAGUUCAGCAAAGAUGGCUGUAAAUAAAUGAAUGGAAAAAUGUACGCCUAGAGAAACAAGACUUUUUCUUUAUAUGGAAACAUUUGGGAGAUAAUCAGCAGCUUUAAUGGGAAGAAAUAAAGAAUUAAAGUGGUUUUGCAGUUGGAAAAAGACAAUACUUGGAAAAGUACCAGUCACAGUAAUAAAAGCACUAAGAGAGAGUCCACAGAGCAACAGAAUUAAGCAAUGACUGUCUAAUGAAGGAACUGAUAUAUCUGUAACAUGUCAGGUCAAAGAUAUUUUGUAUGGGCUCCAGCCUGACAUGUUUUGUUUACCAAGAUUUGGUCAUUUUUGUAUGUUUGUGGGAUAAAAUAACAGUACUGGGCUKAAGCUGAGAGCUUUAAAAAUACUGYCUUUACCUUAGAUGCAGCACAUGUGACUAUUUGUACAUAGGUAUAACUGGAGCCCUGGUCAUAGGGGUGGUGGCUUGUUGCAGUGAAGUCACCCAAGGGGGUGCUGCUCUCCUCCCCAGUGCUUCCCUGUCCUCAAGGAGGAAGAUGUUYCUGGGGCAGAAUUUCUGCUGUGCCUGGGAGUGGUUGGUAAU